Messenger RNA from Racocetra persica, 444 nucleotides. The record is from the annotation of a GenBank genome assembly. Lineage: Eukaryota; Fungi; Glomeromycota; Glomeromycetes; Diversisporales; Gigasporaceae.
AUGGAGUAUCCUAAGAUGUUAACAAACUUGAAUCUUGAAUCAAAGAAAUUAAUUGAUCUAUUUAUACAAGAUUGGACUGAAAUUAAGAGAAAAAUUGGUACUGGAUAUGAUGAUGAUGUCAAAAACAUUGACAAUGCUAUGUCAGAUUUAAUAACUAAUAAUGGAUUCGUUGCACUUAGUUGUUAUUCAAUUAUUUGGAAAAGACUAAGUAAUAAUAUUGAAGAAAUUAAAACCAAAAUUUGUGACAAUUUUCAAACUUUACAAAAUUCUUGGCAAAAUGAAAACGAAAAGUAUAAAGUAAAUUUCCCAAGUCAAAUGGAUAAAGCUAAUCAAUUAAUUAGCGCAGUUGAAACAAAUCUUAAUAUUAACUUUUUUGACGAAGCAGAGAAUUUACAAUCACUUGAAAAUAAUUUAAGCCAAAUUUUAAAAGAGAUUAAAGAAUAG